AUGGAGCCAGCAGCCCGGAACGAGCAGCUGCUUGACCGGCGAUCACAGCUCACAGAGGGACUUUCUAGCCUACCCUAUGACUUGAUACUCUACCUCAACCGUGCCGCUAUCCACUCGGAUCUAGGAUAUCCGGACCUUGCAGCCGGCGAUGCAUACCGUGCACUCUUACUAGCCGAUGAGGUUCUCAAUGAGGGCUUCGAAUACCAUGGCCAGGCCCUCGAGUCUUUGCAGAUGCACACAGCAGUCCCCUUACCUGAUGUUCUGGCACAUGGGAACCUCCCCCAGGAUGAGCUACAGAGCCCCGAAACUGACCUGGAAGUCGAAGACGAGGCAGUCAAACGACUGGCCAUAUUGGCCCAAGUUCGUGCAUAUCAGAUCCUUUCUUUAGGCCUGUUGCUCUGUGGAUCACUACAGAGUGCUGCCAGUUUCUGUCAGCGCGGUCUCCAGCUCUCACCAUCCAAUCAAGAACUACUCGACACCAGGAACAACAUUGUCACUGUCGCCCGCAGAAGGCUUCGUCGUGAUGAUAUCGAUAUUGAUUACCCCAAUCUCCCUGAUCAAGGCCUCGUCCGUCGCGAGGUCUACCCCUGGAAUGACCACGAACCUGAUCGUUUCGCCCCGGAAUCGCUGGCUGAGCUAAACGAGCGUUUGAGCUCCACGGCACCAAAGUGCGUCGUCGAGGUUGCGACCUUGCCUGUCCUGUUAGAAGGAGCGAGCAGCACCGAUGACUAUGAAAUUAUUCCAACAUGCAAGCAGCUUGGAGUCUUCGCCAAGGAGGACAUCGCCCCCGGCGAGGUUGUGCUGAAGGAAUACUCACUUCUCACGGCGAACAAUCGCCUAAAGGACUCUAUUUGUGACGCGUGCAGUUCUGAUCUGCCACCACUAGGCAGCGAGAACGAGCCCAUCAGUUGCCCUGAAUGCUACGACACGGUAUUCUGCACUCAGUAUUGCUUUGAUCAAGCCAUGGGGAGAUAUCAUCCAGCGGUUUGUGAGAAGGACGUCGACGCAAUCGCUAAAGAUCCUGAUGCAUUUGAAGCGGACCAAACACUUUACCUUUUGCUCCUUUCUCGUGUCCUAGCUAUUGCUGCUCACGAGGAGGUUAAUCCUCUUGAUGUUCGAGAGGUCAAGUAUAUAUGGGGUGAUUUUGUUCCGACUCGAACCAACGACAUCAACGUCUCACCAAAUGCCGGCCCGCCUCCUGAGUGGACACUGCCCUUUUCUUUCAAAUACAACAUCGAAACACCGCUCCAUGUUUUGGAAAAGAUGGAUAUAGAUAUAUACUCUUCGCUCGCUGAGAGUGAUCUAUGGGUUCUCAACACGCUAUACGCCAAAUUCAGGGGCACUGCAUCGGCCCGUAAAAGCCUUCGGGAUGGUCGCCCUGAUGUCGCCGCAGUGCACCCGUAUUGGUGUCUCGCGAACCAUGAUUGCGACCCCAACGUCACAUGGGAAUGGGGUGGCCGCAUGGUUCUUGAAGCCAGAAAGGAGCGUGUUGUGGGUGGUCGUCCGGGAGGUAUCAAGAAGGGUGAGGAGAUUCUCAACCACUAUUGCGACGUCAAUUUACCCGUGCAGCAACGCCGGGAAUGGGCAAGGGGUAGUCUAGGCGGUUGGUGUAUGUGCAAACGGUGCCGCGAUGAGGCUGCCAUGGGAGAAGCAAAUCAUGUUUGA
Messenger RNA from Fusarium fujikuroi IMI 58289, 1665 nucleotides. Its product is annotated as related to MYND domain protein. Gene Ontology annotation, cellular component: nucleus. Gene Ontology annotation, molecular function: protein binding. Lineage: Eukaryota; Fungi; Ascomycota; Sordariomycetes; Hypocreales; Nectriaceae. Bases 1 to 1665 code for a protein of 554 amino acids. The record is from RefSeq and is a predicted model, not a curated record. The transcript has a single exon.